GAACAUUUCAUGGAAGUGAUCAGAAACCAGGAAUUUGUUUUACUCCCAGCCAAUGAAAUUGCAAAGCUCUUGGCCAGUGACGACAUGAACAUUCCUAAUGAGGAGACAAUACUAAAUGCCCUUCUUACUUGGGUCCGGCACGAUUUGGAGCAGAGGCGGAAAGAUCUCAGUAAACUUUUGGCUUAUAUUAGGCUACCUCUCCUUGCGCCACAGGUGUGGCUGUAUUGGAAGGUCCCAUGUAUGCAGUAGGAGGGCAUGAUGGCUGGAGCUAUCUGAAUACAGUGGAGCGAUGGGACCCUCAAGCUCGCCAGUGGAAUUUUGUUGCCACUAUGUCCACCCCCAGGAGCACAGUAGGUGUGGCAGUACUAAGUGGAAAACUUUAUGCAGUUGGUGGUCGCGAUGGGAGUUCUUGUCUCAAGUCAGUAGAAUGCUUUGAUCCUCACACUAAUAAAUGGACACCGUGUGCCCAGAUGUCAAAAAGGAGAGGUGGCGUAGGAGUGACAACAUGGAACGGACUGCUGUAUGCUAUUGGAGGACACGAUGCUCCCACAUCCAACUUGACUUCCAGACUUUCAGACUGUGUGGAGAGAUAUGAUCCCAAAACAGACAUGUGGACUGCAGUGGCAUCCAUGAGCAUUAGCAGAGAUGCAGUGGGGGUCUGUUUACUUGGUGACAAACUGUAUGCUGUUGGGGGUUACGAUGGACAGACCUACCUGAACAUAGUGGAGGCUUAUGACCCCCAAACAAAUGAAUGGACCCAGGUUGCUCCACUGUGCCUAGGAAGAGCUGGAGCAUGUGUUGUGACUGUGAAGAUAUAACUUUAUGCUUUGUUCUCUAAAUGACGAUGCCCUCCCUCUCCCUUUAUUAAUAUAAGGGCAGUCCUAUCAGCGGAUUCAUUUUUAAUGAACAUUCGAUGCCACAUUCCUAGGCACAAAGUGCCUCAUUUCAAAAUGAAGAUGUUGAAACAAUGGAGGAAGGAAUGGAUGGACCAGGAUGAGAUACUUCGUUCGUCUCUUAGUAAACUAAAGCUGCAGCUAGCAGACUGAAACUAUACCUGUCUGAAAUGCAAUAUGAAGGCAAGUGCACUGCUCUACAACAAUCCAGCACUAACUGGGAACUUCAUCUAUUUUUAGUCAGGCACAUUUUAUUCACAUUGUCCAGAGUUAUUACAGUACAAACAUAUAAACUUCCAAAAUACUACUUUAUAAGUUUGUCAUAAUGAGCUUCCAUACUUUUUAUUAUUUAAUCAAACCACUAUUUUAAUGACAUACUAAAGACUAUGCUGUCUGGUUUUUUCAGGUACAAUGAUAUUAAAUAUGCUCUAGUUGUGAAUUUUAUUACUAAAAUUGGUUUAACCCAAGAAUAAAGAAAAACACUUAAAGCAUUAAAAAAAUAAGACUGACCAAAUAAAAACUUGAUAGGAUCUCUAGGUCCUACUUAAAUAGCCAUUCCAUCCCAUCUAGAUCCACGGAGAACUGUGUGAUAGGCUAUGACCGAAAUUAAAGCGGGAUGCUUUACAUUAAGAUAUGCAAGUUUAUGUAGAGAAAACAAAUACUAUAGACUCUAUAAUGUUCUUCCACCUAACUAGUAUUUAAUUAUGUGGAUUUCUUUUAUACUACAAAAGAUUGUUUGAGUUUGUCUUUUUGAUACUGAUGCAAUUGUUUGGCUGUUCUUACAUUCUGUCUGCUGCUGCCUGUUGUCUCACAUUUUGACCCAUUGUGUUAAGAACCUAUUGUGCUCCUUUGUAAUCAAAAAAUUGGGGGGGAUGCUAAUUGAAUAUUUGAAAAAUAAGUAUAAAGUGUUUGUUACUCAAAAUUUUAUACAUUUGUAAAUUCUAAUUACAUAUGUGAAUGUUAAUAGUCCCAGUGAAUUGUUUAUUGUUUGUAAAUGCCCCGGGCAGUAAUAUUGUAUGAAACUUUCUUUAAGGUAGAAGACAUUACCUUAAUAUAAAAUAGAUGUAAACUAAAGUCUGCUCUCUCAAA
Cricetulus griseus (Chinese hamster) is the source of this 1982-nucleotide messenger RNA. The record is from RefSeq and is a predicted model, not a curated record. NCBI's taxonomy places the organism in Eukaryota, Metazoa, Chordata, Mammalia, Rodentia, Cricetidae.